UGAAUAGAGUACCACUAUUACAAUACAAACCAAUAGUAGUGGUAAUUAAACAGAUUAGAAUAUAUCAUUUUUAUUUGAGACAGAAAACUCUUUUUGAAUUAGUUUGCAGUGAGUGUUCAUGAAAAUUGGAGCUUCAAAUUCACUAUAAUCAGCCCUCACUUUGAAGAAAAUCAUGAAUCCCACUUUUGUACGCCUUCAAACGUUACCUGCCAUCCUAAGGAUAUUUUGUUUGGUCUUCGAGCUUGUGGGAUUCUGUUGUGCGCAAUUGAGUUUGUGGAAUUCUGGAGUCGUUGUAUUUUAUUCUGUUAUGUCAAUGAUCGAAUUUAUAGCCACUUUGAUCAUGCUAGGUCUGUAUCUGUGGAAAGUUGAUUUUGUAGUGCAGGCAAAUUGGCACAAAAUCGAAUCAUACUUCAGCGCAAUCGGAACCAUUGUUUUUAUGUUGAUAUCUUCGCUGAUCGUUGAACGUUUUGAUGAUCAUCUAACGGUCGCAGCUGUUUUUGGAUAUUUUGCAAUGUUUAUAUUUAUGGUUGAGUUUUAUUUAAGUUUCAAACAAACUGCUUUAAGACCAAAUAGUGCUAUCGUAAAUGAUCACAACAUUUCUUAAAACAAAUAUAUGCUUUGUCAUUUCCAAUAGAUAUUGUACAUCUACAAUUUUGGUAUGGCUAUUGAUUGUAGAUUUUUGCAUCUACAAAGAAUGGAUCUUAAAUUUCAUUUUGUUACACUGAUUCGUUGUUUGUUGUGAAUCAGCGAGCUAUACUUUUACCGCGACUUGGAAAUAAAAUAAAA
Sitodiplosis mosellana (orange wheat blossom midge) is the source of this 786-nucleotide messenger RNA. RefSeq lists its product as uncharacterized. The record is from RefSeq and is a predicted model, not a curated record. Lineage: Eukaryota; Metazoa; Arthropoda; Insecta; Diptera; Cecidomyiidae. Bases 173 to 604 code for a protein of 143 amino acids. Gene Ontology annotation, cellular component: membrane. The transcript is spliced from 3 exons.